AUGGCAAGUGCAUCAUUAUUUAUAUUAGCUGUUAUUGCAAACUGUAUUAAUCUUUUUGGACAAGUCCAUUUUACCAUUCUAUACGCUGAUCUGGAAGCUGAUUAUAUUAAUCCUAUUGAAUUAUGCUCCAAGGUUAAUCAACUAGUUGUUCCAGAAGCUGCUCUACAUGCUAUUUUAUCUUUAUUAUUUUUAUUGAAUGGUUACUGGUUUGUUUUCUUAUUAAACUUACCAAUUUUAGCUUACAAUGUCAAUAAGAUUUAUAACAAAGUUCAAUUAUUAGAUGCCACUGAAAUCUUCAGAACUUUAGGGAAGCACAAGAGGGAGAGUUUCAUGAAAUUAGGAUUCCAUUUAUUAAUGUUCUUUUUCUACUUAUACAGAAUGAUCAUGGCUUUGAUUGAAAGUUCAUCAAGCGAUUACUAA
This is a messenger RNA of Arxiozyma heterogenica, 420 nucleotides long. RefSeq names its product cornichon family protein (gene ERV14). The transcript has a single exon. Lineage: Eukaryota; Fungi; Ascomycota; Saccharomycetes; Saccharomycetales; Saccharomycetaceae. The record is from RefSeq and is a predicted model, not a curated record. Gene Ontology annotation, cellular component: COPII-coated ER to Golgi transport vesicle; endoplasmic reticulum membrane. The coding region runs from base 1 to 420 and encodes 139 amino acids. Gene Ontology annotation, biological process: endoplasmic reticulum to Golgi vesicle-mediated transport.